This is a messenger RNA of Cladophialophora psammophila CBS 110553, 1329 nucleotides long. RefSeq lists its product as uncharacterized. Bases 1 to 1329 code for a protein of 442 amino acids. The transcript has a single exon. The record is from RefSeq and is a predicted model, not a curated record. NCBI's taxonomy places the organism in Eukaryota, Fungi, Ascomycota, Eurotiomycetes, Chaetothyriales, Herpotrichiellaceae.
AUGGCGUCCUCGGAACCGCCUGACGAGCUCUAUGCAGAGUCUGAUUCAGAUACACAUCGACCGCAGCCUCCUUUACUCCCCAUCACAGACCUGAGCAUCGUCCCCGGCAAUGAACUGCGCAAACUCACCGACAGCAUCAUUGUCGCCGCCGAAUCGGGUGGCGAGCUCUAUGCUCCCAUCUUUCGUCAACUGCAGAUCCGACCGGACAAGCAUCAGGAUUUCCACAACGGGGUCAUCCGCGUCAUACGGAACAAACACUACAAGCAGAUCCAGCGAGCCUCUGAUCGUAGUCUGAAGAACGUCACCGAUCUCUUACUCCGAGCGUUCGGAUAUAUCAUUUGGAAAACCAGCUCAGAAUGGGUCCUGGCCGAGACGGACCUUGAUGAGGAGGAAGCUAAGUUGGUCUAUGUGAGAGGCAAGAAUCAAGCUCCAGAUACCAGGUAUGCCCCUCAGGACCGCGCUCAGUCGGACGGUGACCGUGGGAUGAAAAAGACGGAAUCGUCGCUAAUGAGCAUUGCCAAAAGGUAUCAUCGAAUCCUCGAGCCUCUCUGGCGCCAAAUGCGCAAUGUGAUGUUCACCCGCCGCCCACAGGGCCCGGCACAUCGCGCCAGAGCCCCCAGUGGCGCAGCAACUGACGGUGAAGACUCGUACAUGGCCGACGGAGACACCCGUUCAUCUUCACCAGCGGCCGCGUUUCAUGCACGCGCUCGUGCUCGAGCUACUAGGAAGCUAGAGAAGUUGGCCUCUCAAAUUGCACAGAGAGUUCCUGCCCAUUCCAGCCAGAAAAUGAGCCCCGAAUGUACAGAGGAUGCCAUCAUCGAACUUAUUGCUCGUCUCGCCGAGAUUCGGGCCAACAGCGACCCACGCGCAUUCGAGGAACUGUGGCGAGUGCAUAUCAUGCGAGUUGAGGAGCUGGAUCGUGGACAAGGAACGAACCAAGCCACGCCGGAGAAGGAGGGGGUCACUGUCAGCGUUGUCACACAAACUGAAGACCCUCCUGGUUUCGCCCGUGACCAUGAUAACGGUCGUGAACACGGUGCAUCGCAAUCGAAUCUACCUUUCAUGACAGAGGGCGCACCCCUCUUACCACGAACCCUAGUCUCCCGGUCACUCAUCCCUCCGUCUCUCCCAUCUCUCAUGUCCGUGUAUAUCAGCGUCUCUUGCCUGCCCACACGAGGCCAUUUCAAUUCCAUCUCCCACACGACGGCCGCACCCCUCGCGCAGGCGUACCACUGGCCCUCAGCACCCGUCGAGGAGCACACCCUCGCGCUCUUCUUCACUGGUAUAUGCUACCGCGUCGACAUUUCCCCAUCGGCCGUUCUGGGUUAG